Dermacentor albipictus is the source of this 1503-nucleotide messenger RNA. Lineage: Eukaryota; Metazoa; Arthropoda; Arachnida; Ixodida; Ixodidae. The record is from RefSeq and is a predicted model, not a curated record.
AUGUACUGCAUUGGUGUGCAUGCCACAAGAUUAAUAUGUUCCUUGUCAUCAGGGCCACUGGCGCAGUACGACUCGCUUAUGUCAGUGCGUGGCAAACAGCAUUUCUGCCGGCUGUGCCCCUACGUGGCUGAGCUCAAGUCAAGGAUGCAAAGACACCUGCGCAUACAUACUGGCGAGCGUCCCUUCAAGUGCCACCUCUGCCCUAAGGCGUUCAAUGUUGGUGCCAACUUCAAGCGGCAUAUCCGCACCCACACAGGCGAGCGCCCAUUCAAGUGUCGCUCCUGCCCGAGCACAUUCUGUGACAGUUCGAGCCUGAAGAGGCAUGUGCGCAUGCAUACAAAAGCGCGUCCCUACCAGUGCCACCUGUGCCCACGAACAUUCACUCAGAGUUUCCAUCUGACACGCCAUAUACGCUGCCACACAGGAGGAGCCCUAAAGGUCAGGGGCUUGGAGUUUUUUGUACAUCAAUCGGUUGAUCGAUUUGUUUGUUUGUCGCCUGUGGGAGCCCAGGAGCAGUACCAGUUGCUCGUGUCAAUGCGUGGCAGGCUGCAUUCCUGCCGGCUGUGCCACUAUGUUACUGAGUACAAGUCGCGCAUGGGGAAACACCUGCGCACACACACGGGAGAGCGCCCCUACAAGUGCCAUAUUUGCCCGAGCACAUUCACUCAGAGUGGCCAUCUGAAUGAGCAUGUACGCAGCCACAUAGGCGAGCGCCCCUUCAAGUGCCACCUUUGCCCGUGCAGAUUCAUUCAAAGGGGUGCCAUGAUACGACAUGUGCGAAGUCGCACAAGUGAGCGUCCCUUUUCCUGCAUGCACUGUGGUGCAUCCUUUUCGCGGAAGUACAGGCUCUCCAGCCACAUGUCCUGUCACAGAGGAACGAAGUCAUAAAGGCCAUGAUGUAUUUGUGUUCUUCGAAAUAGCCACUUGCAUAGCGCAGGUAGCCUACACAUGUACAAUCAUGGAAAUUGUAGAACGCACAUGUCUGUGCAAGUGCAGUCUGUUAUGAACCAUAUGGUCCUGUCACUUGUCUGCAUCAUCAUUAGCUACUGUAUUGAACCUGUGCAUGAUGAGACAUUGUGCAGUGAGCUGUCCUCUUGUUUUCCUUUUUUCCCUCCUCUUCAAUCAAGCGAGCGUGUCUGCUGUACCUUUCAGGAUACUGUUGCCACCCUACAUUUCUUUCUGUUUGCCUAUGUGGCGUUUAUAGCUAUUUUUAUUUUAUAAUAAUAAUGGCAGAGUUAAAUCACUGUAAGUUGUUAUUGAAACAGUUGAUGACCAGGCACUCUAUUUAACUAAUCUGCUAAGAAGUAUUCUUAAAAACACAUUAUUCUCUUUUAGCUUUCUGCUGUGAAAUAAAGCCAAGAAAGUUGUUCAAAUGUGUUGUGUAUUUUAGUGAAGCACCGGUGUUGUCCUAUACUUGUCGAAACCAAAGAUCUUUGAAUCAAGGUCCAUUUUCUAACCCAAUUUUCUUGCUUUGUAGUUAUGCAUGAAUAAAAUGAUGUCGCA